AUGGCAUCACCUUAUGGCCCUGUGGAGCACGCUACGCCCGAGGUCAUGGCAGAGCUCGGCGAGGUGGCGUGCUCGCUCGAGGUCGUCGACGCACAACUGAUUCGUGGGCAUGAUUGGGGAGGCGACGAGCAAGUGGCUGACGCUGGAGCUGUGGCGAGUGAGCGAGAAAAGGCCUUUCGUCUCAUCGAUGCUGGGCGGCCGUUUAUCGUGACCGGAUUGGGCUUUGAUGCUCCGUUCUGGGAGCUCCGCACCCUCGAGACCGCCUUCCCUCAGUGGUUCAACGACGAGGGCUACGUUCGCAUCGCCAACGACGAAGCCAUCAGUGCCGAGCUCAAGAAGCACUACGAGCAGCCAGUCUGGCUGGCGGAUCUGGGAGACGGCUCGGUGGCGGACCUCGACAUCGGAUCAGAGUACCUCUUUACGGGAAAGAGUGGCAAGAUAACCCGCCGUCACAUUGACGACGGCUGCUCUGCGGCGUUCUCGCUCCAGCUUCGCGGACACAAGAUCUGGGAUCUCGACUUUCCGCUCAACGCCACAGGUGAGGUCUACGCCGACGAUGGUUCUGUUCUCGCGCCCGAGGAGGAGACGCUCGUCUCGUGCAUCCUGUAUCCGGGCGAUGCCAUCGUCUUCUUUGCCGGCUGGCACCACGAGACGGUCAUCCUCUCAGACGAAGACUCCGUCUCUGUCUCGUUUGACUUUACCGCGCCAACGCGCGGUGGGGCACAGGCCUCGUUCUACGCAAAGCAUGGCGAGGCGCUGCUCGGUACGCCGUACUACUGCGACUGCGUGGCCACCAUGGAUCCCGCCGCCAUGGACGAUGCUGCCAAGCUCGCCGACUAUGACGCGCAGUGCGACUUUCUCAAGGCGCCGACCUUUGGCGGCAGCGCAGUUGCCGGCGACGAUCGCGGCUCACUGCCGUGCAAGGAGGGCGAGUACUGCUGGCUCUGCCCGGCCGACGACGAGCUGCUUGACUGACAGGUCCUGGCCGAUAGCAACCUUGCUUUUACUCGCUCUUCCUUCGCAGCGACUAAAUGGUGUCGUAGGAGGUGGCGGUGCGGGCCGACUUGCCGCAAGAAAGACAAAGUUGAAGCC
Messenger RNA from Thecamonas trahens ATCC 50062, 1092 nucleotides. RefSeq lists its product as uncharacterized. The record is from RefSeq and is a predicted model, not a curated record. Bases 1 to 975 code for a protein of 324 amino acids. Lineage: Eukaryota; Apusomonadida; Apusomonadidae. The transcript is spliced from 2 exons.